Molecule: messenger RNA, 1233 nt
Organism: Hypoxylon fragiforme
Lineage: Eukaryota; Fungi; Ascomycota; Sordariomycetes; Xylariales; Hypoxylaceae
Product: eEF1-gamma domain-containing protein
Exons: 4
Coding region: 1-1233 (410 amino acids)
Biological process (GO): translational elongation
Cellular component (GO): cytoplasm; nucleus
Molecular function (GO): translation elongation factor activity
Source: RefSeq, a predicted model, not a curated record
AUGGCGUCUUUCGGAAAGAUCUAUACUAAGGAGCUCAACCCCCGCACCACCGCGAUCCUCGCGGUUGCGAAGGCCAAUGGGUUGAACUUGGAAGUUGUCGAAGUCGACACCACCAACCCAACUCCCGAGUUCCUCAAGGUGAACCCUCUCAGCAAGGUUCCCGUCUUCGUCGGCAACGAUGGAUACGUCCUUACUGAGUGCAUGGCCAUCGCCAUUUACAUUACAUCCCAAAACGAGAAGACUACCCUACUCGGCAAGACCAAGCAAGACUACGCCUCUAUCUUGAAGUGGAUGUCUUUGUUCAACACUGAGGUUCUCCCCAAGCUCGGUGCCUGGUACCGCCCUCUCCUCGGAUGGGACCCCUACAACAAGAAGGGUGUCGAGGAUGCUGCCAAGGGUGCCGCUAAGGUCAUCUCUGUCAUCGAAGAGCACCUUCUCCACAGCACUUACCUCGUUGGCGAGCGUAUCACCCUCGCUGAUCUGUUCGCCGCAAGCAUCAUCUCUCGCGGCUUCCAAUUCUUCUUCGACAAGAAGUGGCGCUCUGAGCACCCUAACGUCGCACGAUGGUACGAGACUGUCUACAACCAGCCCAUCUACACCGAGGUUGCCAAGCCUUUCGAGCUCCUCGACACUCCUAAGUUGACCAACGUCGCGCCCAAGAAGCCCGAGCAGGCCAAGGCCCCCAAGGCCCCCAAGGCUGCUGCUCCUAAGCCCGCUGCUGAGCAAGAGGAUGCACCGGCUCCUAAGCCCAAGCACCCUUGUGAUCUCCUACCGCCAACGGAGUUCUACCUAGACGACUGGAAGCGUUACUACUCGAACCACGAUGAGGCUGACUCUAUGAAGUGGUUCUGGGAGAACGUUCCUUUCAAGGACUUCAGCAUCUGGAAGGUCAAGUACAAGUACAACGACGAGUUGACUUUGACUUUCAUGUCCAACAACUUGAUUGGUGGAUUCAACACCCGUCUCGAGGGCUCUCGCAAGUACCUCUUCGGCUGUGCCUCUGUGUACGGCGAGAACAACGACUCGAUCAUCGAGGGUGCCUUUGUCAUCCGUGGUGACGAGUACCUUCCCGUCUUUGACGUCGCUCCCGACUACGAGAGCUACGAGUUCACUAAGCUGGACCCCACCAACGCCGAUGACAAGGCUUAUGUCGAGUCCAUGUGGACAUGGGACAAGCCUGUUGUCGACAACGGCAAGGAGUACAAGCACGCUUCCGGCAAGGUCUUCAAAUAA